Molecule: messenger RNA, 7200 nt
Organism: Nilaparvata lugens (brown planthopper)
Lineage: Eukaryota; Metazoa; Arthropoda; Insecta; Hemiptera; Delphacidae
Gene: polybromo
Product: protein polybromo-1
Exons: 34
Coding region: 150-5684 (1844 amino acids)
Biological process (GO): chromatin remodeling
Cellular component (GO): RSC-type complex
Molecular function (GO): chromatin binding; protein binding
Source: RefSeq, a predicted model, not a curated record
CAACACUGGUGUUGUUAACAAAAACAAGAUGGCUUUGUGUGCUAGGUGCUUUUUUGUAUAAUUUUAUGUUUGACUAAUAUUCUAAAAACUAUUACUAGCCCACAAAUCAUCGCUCAACCGAAUAAUACUGGAAUAAUACGAGUGUUGACAUGAAUAAGAGACGGAGAACAUCUUCUGUCGCAAGUCGCGGAGUCGAUGAUGAAGAUGAACCACAGCAGGCAGAGCCAACUCGCAAACGGAAGAGACUAGAUCCGAUGGAAAUCGUGCAAUUAGUUUAUGAUGUAAUCCGGAAUCAUAAAAAGGACGACGGAUCUCUUUUGUGCGACGCAUUUAUUCGCGCUCCAAAACGCCGCCAGGAACCGAGCUAUUAUGAGGUUGUUACAAAUCCAAUAGAUCUGCUGAAAGUGCAGCAGAAGAUCAAGACUGACGAAUACGAGCAUGUCGAACAGCUACAGGCCGACAUUGAACUUUUAGUCAACAAUACCAAAGCUUUCUAUAAGCGCCAAUCACCUGAGUACAAAGACGCAACUGAACUGAUGGACCUGUUUCUUUCCACUAAGAAUAAACUUGUAGACAAUGGCAAAAGCUCGGACGAAGGCUCACUCGAGGCUCACUCAAAGGGCAAGAUCGUUCUCAAAGUCGGAAAGCUAGCUAAGAAGAGCGAUCAAGCGGCACAACCACAGCCGCCGACUCUGUCAGCGCGCCAACUGCGUUUGGAGGAGAGAGAGAGGGAACAGCGCGAGAGAGAACAGCGUGAGAAAGAGAGAGAGGAAGAUGGAGGAGGAGGAGAGAAUGCGGGUGAGGAGGAGUUGAACAUGUGUGAAGAGCUGUUUACAGCUGUGAUGACCGCUACUGAUCCCAACACCAAUGAUAAUCGGCCACUGCACACCAUGUUCCAGCUGUUGCCCUCUGUCAAGCGCUACCCGAAGUACUACGAAGUGAUCGAGUCGCCGAUCGAUUUGCGAACGAUCGCGCGCAAACUGCAAGCUGCUGAGUACACAUGUUUGGCCGACAUGGACCGCGACCUGCAGCUGAUGACGCGCAACGCAUGCGCAUUCAACGAGCCCGGCUCUCAGAUCUACAAGGACGCCAAAACCCUCAAGAAGAUCAUCUCGAGUCGGCGCAUCGAGAUCGAACACGGCAAGGUGGCUCGCGAGGGAAAGACUAGCGAGCGCAUCAGGAAUAAGCGUCUGCGCGGAAGUCAGUCGCUGUCUGCGAUUACAGCCGCUCUGCCCAGUGACGACUCUGAGGAGGAAGAGGAAGAAGAGGAAGACGGUGCGGGAGGAGGAGAGGGGGAUGCAGAGGAGGAGAACAACCCAAGAUGGCAGCUCUUUCAAGCCGUCAAGAACGCCACUAGUCCCCAAGGUGCACUGUUGAGCGAGCCAUUUUGGAAGUUGCCAUCCAAACGUUACUACCCUGAUUAUUACAAGGAAAUACGCAAUGCUAUUUCUCUUAUGCAGAUCGGAAAGAAGUUGAAGCGUGGUGAUUAUGGUACAGUGAGCGAAGUUGCUGGAGAUAUGAACAUAAUGUUUGAAAAUGCCAAAAAGUACAACCGACCGGAUUCCAAACUUUACAAGGAUGCUGUUAAACUGCAAAAGGUGAUGCAGAGCAAGGUUCAAGAGCUUCUAGAGUGUGACCAUCAGUACUCGGACAGUGACGAAGAGGAGGGGGGUGGUGGGGUUGGUAAGCGGGGGGGAAGAGGGGCUGGAGUGAGCACCCCUCACCGCUGCAUCACACGAGGCAAGUACAUGCACAACAUUCCACUCAAGCGACGGCUCUACUCGCUCUGCAAGUGCCUCAUCGACUAUGUCUGUGAGGACGGCAGGCAGCCGAUGCUGAUGUUCAUGGAAAAGCCGUCGAAGAAGCUCUAUCCCGACUACUAUGAAGUGAUCGAGAAUCCAAUUGACAUGCUCACCAUAGAGGCCAACAUCAAAGCCGAAAAGUACACCAAUCAGGACGAAAUUCUCAACGAUUUCAAGUUGAUGUUCAGAAACUGCCGCCAGUACAACGAGGAGCAGUCGAUGAUCUACGAGGAUGCCAUCCGGCUGGAGCGAGUUCUCAUGGAGAAGGUGAAGGAGUUGGGACCCGAACAGGGGGCGAACCCCGCUACCAACACCCCCACCCCCCAAUCGGCGCCGCCCCAAAAGAAGAUCAACAAAGUCGUGAAACAGGCAGUCGACUCGACGCCACGAACGGUGACGAAAACAAAGCGACUGACGACAGCGCACAACACUCUGCUAUCGCCCAGUGUGUCGCUAAGCGACAAACCACUGCCGCCACCGGCCACGCUACAAAAGAUGCGCACUCUGUACAACACGCUACGCGACUAUCGCGACCCGCGCGGCCGCCAACUGUCGCUCAUCUUUUUGCGCCUGCCGUCCAAGAUCGAGUAUCCGGACUAUUAUGAGGUCAUCAAGCGACCCAUCAACCUCGAAACGAUAUCGCACAAGCUCAAGACGAACGCUUACGAGGGCCUGGACGAGAUAGUGGCCGACUUUGUGCUGAUGUUCGACAAUGCAUGCAAGUACAACGAGCCCGACUCACAGAUCUACAAGGACGCGCUCAUGCUGCAGAGGGUGUGCCUGCAGACGAAGCUGCAGCUGCGCGAGGACGAGGAGGCAGUUCCCGAUGUGAUAUCAGCUGUUCAGGAGCUGCUGACCUCCCUGUUCACAGCUGUCUACAACCACCAGGACGAGGAGGGUCGCUGCUUCUCCGACUCAAUGGCUGAGCUGCCUGAACAUGAUGAGGUUGAGGGGAAGCGUCAACGCGCCUUAUCUCUGGAUCUGAUCAAGCGACGCCUGGACGGAAUGCAGUAUCGGCGUCUGGACCUUUUUCAGGAAGACCUGUUCUCCUGUCUGGAGCGGGCGCGCCGUCUCUCACCCGCCGCCGACUCCCAGGUCUUCGAGGACUCAGUCGAGCUACAGUCCUUCUUCAUCAGACAGAGGGACGAGCUGUGUCGGAACGGUGACCUGUUGCACUCUCCGGCACUCAACUACACACUCAUGGAUCUGUCGGCGGCAGUCGAUGCCACGCGCAUGCGCAAGCAGCAACAGCAGAAGGAGGAGGAGGAAGGAAAGGAGGGGGAGAAGGAGGAGGCUGAGGAGGAGCCCGUCGAUGAGGAGGCCGAGACUCGUAGCUCCGAAGAUGGCGCCAAGUCGGUUGAUGGGGGUGUUACGGUACGAGGCACGGCUGACAACGCGAUGUCGUUCAACCAGCAGGUGUAUCGCAUCGGUGACUUUGUUUACGCGGAAGCCAAGGAACGCGGCAUGGAGCCAAUGUUGCUGAACAUACAGCGGCUGUGGACCAGUGUGGACGGCCAGCAAAUGCUCUAUGCCAACCAGUUCUAUCGGCCCAGGGAGACCUAUCAUGUCACCACCAGGAAGUUCCUCGAAAAGGAGGUGUUCAAGACAGAGCAACACGUGGCGUUGCCGCUGAACAAGGUGGUGGGUCGCUGCUGUGUGCUGAGUGUGAAGGACUACUUCCGCGCCAAACCAACCGCCUUCGACGACAAGGACAUCUAUGUGUGCGAGAGUCGCUAUUCGUCCAAGGCACGCGCCUUCAAAAAGAUCAAGAAUUGGCCAUCGAGCUUGAGCAACAACUACAAGCUGGAGCCACGUGAGAAAGUGCUGGAGCCAAUCAGAAACAUGUCUGUGUUCCGGGAGCGAGUCGAAAAGCACAAGGAAGAAAUCGCCGAACUCGAGGAGCAGGAGAAACUUGUUAUCAAGGAGAAACCGAACGUGCCAUUAGAAACAAAUAACGAGCUGAAUGUAACCUAUUACGAGCAAUACAAUCAUAAAGGAAUAGUUAUUAAGACCGGUGACUGUGUGUACCUGAAAGCCGAUGGAAAACAGGCGAUCGCUCAAAUUGACACCAUAUGGACCAAUGUCAAUGGACUGGCGUUCAUUCGUGGACCGUGGAUGCUGCUGCCAAAGGAUCUGCGAAACUGUGCGAUGCGCAUAUUCUACAAGCAGGAGAUAUUUCUGAGCACGGUCGAGGACACCAUACCAGUUGACACUGUUGUCGGCAAGUGUGCAGUGCUCGAGCACAGCGAGUACAUUUCCUGCCGGCCGACCGAGAUUCCCGAGGCCGACGUCUACCUGUGUGAGUCCAAGUUCGAUGAGGCCAAACAGCUGUUCCGCGAGUUGCCACGUGAUGGCCUCAAGAAGUACACUCACUCCUCUGCAGUCACUCAGGACGAGAUCUACUUCUUCAGGCGACUGCUCAAUCCGCCCAGGGUAGGAGUCACUGGAGAAGUAAUAACUCUGCCUUCAGCUGACAGAUCUCAUAGUCACCAUCAUACCUAUAUGCACCAUUACGACAGUAGCAACUGUGGGUCUUCGCCAGUGGUGACCAAACUGGAGUCUGAGAUGAUGCUGGAUGACUCACUGGACGGAGUGGGAGGGGUGGGGGGACCUCCUUCGGUCAACUCAGACACGGGUCUGGCAGGGGGAGGCGGCUCCUUCUCCUCUGUGCUCGCCACGCCCACUUCUACCAAAAAGACAAACAAAAUGUCUGGCAAGAAGCUAGUGACCGGAUACAUCCUGUAUUCGGGUGACAUCCGGAAGGGAAUCGCAUCCAGCAAUCCGGACAAGGGCUUUGGCGAAGUCAGCCGGAUGGUCGGCAACGAGUGGCGUAAACUACCGACCAGCGAGAAGAUAGCCUACGAAGAGAAGGCGGCGCGUCUAAACGAAGAGACGACAGCGAAAUUCGCCGAGCAAGAACAACAACAACAACAGCUGCUGCUGGCGGGAGGGGCGGGGCUAAGUGGAGCGGGUGUGGGAGGAAAAGUGGGCGUGGCCGGUGGAGUGGGAGGGGCUGGCAAGGUGACUGCGAUUGGUGGAGCGGCGAAGGUGGAGACAUGCGCAGUGUUCGAGUGCGCAUGGGACAGCUGUGACCACCAGUUCGAGGACAUGGUGGACUGCAUUGAGCACGCAGUUGCCGACUCGACCGGUCAUGUGCAACAGUUCUUUGCCGCCAUUCCGCCCACAGAUGUGGAGUACCAAUGCCAGUGGAAGACGUGCAUUCGCAUGAAGAAGCAGUGCGCCCCCUUCCCCUCGCUGCAUCGGUUGGCUCGCCAUGUCAAGGAGGUGCACAUCAUGAAGUCAACCGGUCGUCUCAUACCUGUAGAUCAGCGCAGCAAGAACUAUGUGCCAAGUUCAAGGCCACCUCCCACACAACCCCAAUUGCAGCAGCCGUCAACUGCAACAACAACAGUCACAACAACAGCUGUCAACAGCAGUCAACAACACACCACUGUUAUCACAACAGUUGGACUGCCAGAAGUCACGUUGGCCGGUGGUCUCUCUUCGAACAUAAUCAGCAGCCAUGCUCGCAAUACGCCGUCUCCUCACUCCCAGAACGGUGCCACGUUUGCUGCUCAGAAACCCGUUGAACCUUUGUUCGUGACUGUUCCGCCAAGACCGCAAAGACUAUUACAUUCCGAUGCCUACGUCAAGUACAUAGAGAACCUGUCGGCCGAGUCUCGUUCGAUCAGCAACUGGGAGAAACAGCUGCGCGCCUCACAGCUGGACCAAUCGCAGACCGCGGCUCAGAUAGAUGUGGCCAAGCUGCCCGCCCAUUGGUUGGCCAAUGGCACCGCCAAUCACGGCAACGUUGUGAACGCCCUCUGGACACUCAGAGACUACAUGUUUCGUGACGCCCUGGGACUAUCCAAAAUCGUCUGAACCCCGCUGGAUAGACAAAUAAUACCUUUAAAUCUUACAAGAGUUCAUAUACAACAUUCUGCGGACACUUCUGCAAAUUUUCUGUCCAAAACCGUCUGAACCCUACUGGGUAGAGAAGUAAUACCAUUGGAUCUUGUAUGAGUGUUCACACUCGACAUUUAGCAAAUUUGCUGACCUAAAUCGUCUGAACCCUACUGGUUAGAGAAAAGAUACCAUUGGAUCUUAUAAGACUGUUCACACACAGAAUUUUUCAAAUUUGCUGUCCAAAAUCGUCCUGAACCCUGCUAUAAAUUUGAAAAUUUAUAACAUUGUAUCUUAUAAGAGUCUGAACCCUACUGGGUAGUGAAAUAAUACCAUUGGACCUUGUGUGAGUGUUCACACACAACAUCUUGCUAAUUAUCUCUUCAAAAUCGUCUGAACCCUGUUAGAAAUUUAAAAAAUAAUAACAUUGGAUCUUAUAAGAGUCUGAACCCCACUGAGUAGUGAAAUAAUACCAUUGGAUAUUCACAUACAACAUUCUGGAACACGGAAAUGGAUGCUACGCUUAUUGUAUCUGUACAAAUACAGAUAUAAUCAGCUGAUGAAAAGUGAAAUGCGCGUGUUCGUGGCGCUCAAGUCUGUAUGCAUCUUUAGAAUGCUUAUUUUUGGGAGUGAAAAUAUGGAAAGAAGCCAGAGGCUAUGUGAGUGAACAUUUCCUUUAAGAACCAAUGGUAUGUAUUAUCUUUAUGGCCAGCAGAGCUGAUUUUGGGCGUCUAUUUUGCACAACUAGUAGUGUUUUUAUUUAAUUUGACAGAUUAUAGGAGGUGUGCUUAUUUAAAGUGAACACAACAGUGUUGGGAUAAAUGAUAGAAUAGUAUGGUUGUUUUCAAAUAUUGGCCGUUGUAGACUAGUUUUGAAAUCUAUGUUAGGUUGGAUUGCAGUGUGUCUAAACGAUCUAGUAUGAACGAACUCAAACAUUCAGAUUUUGUUAUGAAUGUAAAUUGCCUGUGUAUUAGAACAUGGUAAUAAUUUAUGAAUUAGACUAUCAAACAGCAUUUUUGGCUAUGUAUGAAUGUUGUUGGGUCAACUGUUUUAAUAAUGUGAAUUGAUGAUAAUAAAUCAUUGAAAACACUGCAUUCUAAGCUAUGUGCAAAUGCGAAUUUAUUGAAUUUAGUUGAUCAUACUUAAUGUCAUUAGAAGUCUAUUAUUAGGCUGCUUAGUGUAGAUGUUGUAUGGUAUGCUGUACUUUUUUGGUGAUUACCAUCUGUGAGAUGACGCGUAUUGUUUUACAAAAUGUAUGUGUUUUAGCUUUAGUUUCUUAUAUUCAUAUUUCGUCUCGAAAUAGGUACAUUAUAAUAAUCCUAUCAUUCACAUUUUUGGUGUUUGAAUCAUAGAUUCAACAUGAAACCAUUGUAUAAUAUUUUUCUACAGUAUCAUAGAUAAUAAUUCUGAAUUGAUCAAAUAUUCGAUUUACUUAUUUUUUUCAAUUUUAUCUACAUUUUCAGUAAUAUUGUUCAGGUUGACAUUUGAAUUAGAU